Molecule: messenger RNA, 2280 nt
Organism: Paracoccidioides brasiliensis Pb18
Exons: 2
Coding region: 1-2280 (759 amino acids)
Cellular component (GO): cytoplasm
Molecular function (GO): protein binding
Source: RefSeq, a predicted model, not a curated record
AUGACUGCCGUGGCGUCCCCACCAAGUGUGCAAUCUGGGCCUCUGGGAUGGUAUCCUGCUGUUAACGGUGCCAAAGGAGCGCUUGCCCAUUCAAGAUCAGACGAAGGACUACGCAUGUUUAUGCCUCGGAAAAGUGUCCAACGAACAAACUCUUCUUCAUCUCUAAACUCAACUUUAUCUGCGACAUCUACAGCAUCGGCGAAUUCGCAACACAGUAAUGCUAGCCUCGUAUCCAACGAGUCGGGAUCUGCACCGUCUAAGAAAAAGCCUUACAAAUACAGCUGGUCUAAUUCCAAGGCCGAACCGGUGUCCGGGGUGACGAAUGCUAGAUCCCAGACUGUAUCUGCACCACCCUCCGGAACCGCAGCAUCACCCGCUAUGUCUGCUUCUCACCAAGCUUCCCCACUGCUUUCAUCUCCGCACGCACUUCAAUCUCAGCAAAAAAAUGGUGCCCGCCUCGCUAAUGGGGGAGGUCUUCACUGCGAUCCUCCGGCCAUACUGAGUUUAUUGCCAAUAAAUGGAACUUUUGAAAAAAAACAGAUAACAGUUCCCUAUUUUCCUGAAGUUCUCCGCGUUGGGAGGCAAACAAAUGCGAAAACGGUCCCUACUCCCAUUAAUGGUUACUUCGAUUCGAAAGUGCUCUCCCGCCAGCAUGCAGAAGUUUGGGCUGACCGGGCAGGAAAAAUUUGGAUAAGAGAUGUGAAAUCAUCCAAUGGAACGUUCGUCAAUGGCCAACGUUUAUCUCCGGAAAACCGGGAUUCCGAACCACAUGAACUUCGGGAACAUGACACACUUGAGCUUGGAAUUGAUAUCGUUAGCGAAGAUCAAAAAUCAAUUGUCCAUCACAAAGUUUCCGCAAAGGUGGAGCAUGCUGGAAUAUACGGCCCGAAUAUGAACAUCUUGGAUUUGAAUUUUGGCGACAUUGACCCAACUGCUGGGGGAGGCCUUCUUCCUCCGUACCUCAGCCACCCCCUUUCACACAUGCGUGGCAGGCCAGGAAGUUCUGCUUCUAUUGGUAGUAAUCGCAGCAACCAAGGAGCUGCUGGAAACCAUAUGGGCCUGCUGCAUCAGCAACGACAAAUGAACUACUGGCUCUCUCCCAUUUCAAUUGAGCAAGUUGUGAAAAGGCUAUCGACUGAAAUGAAAAAAGCGAAGCAACAAGCCCUCGAUCUUAACCAAACCAACAAUUUUUUGAGCCACUUGGUCAAUUUCGAGACUCUAGAGAAGGAACGGCCCAAACCCUCACCCACAGAGAAUCACAACGGUGGGCGUUUGUUGAAUGGACGCCCCAAGAUGCCGAAGGUGGAUCAGAUAUCUAGAUUUUCUGAUCCACCCGCACCUCCACCACAGCAGCCCCUACCCGAAAAACCUGAUGCUCCAUCUCGUGGUAUCCCAGAUUCUGUUCCCCAGGCAAGCUUGAAACGAUCAGACACAGAAAAGCCUAGGCUUCCUAUGACUUCGCCAGUAAUUCGCGAAUCAAGCCAGAUAUUGUCCCUGAUCGAGGCGUUGGCCAAUGCCAAAAAGGAUCUUGAUGCACAAGGUGCCCGGGUUAAGGAACUGGAAGAUCUUUUACUCGAGGAGCGAGCAGCCAGAGAACAAGCUGAGGAAAGGGCGCGAAACCUGGAAGCAAAACCCUUAAAUCAAGACGUAAGAUCGGAAAUGGAAGCAGCAUUUGAACCCCCCAGUACUCCGGACGACAAUACUCUUGUGAUUGAGAAGGAUUCCGGCAUUGAUCCGUCCGAAUUAGAGUUGUCGAAGCCAGCUCCCGAUUCAAUGCCACCUCAACCUAGCAAACCGUCAUCUGACUUGACUUCCCAACUGCUGCAACGCCGCCUCGACAAUAUGAUUGCUGAAAUGGAUGAAAUGAGGAAACAAAUUGUGAUAUAUAAACAGUCUGCGCAGAAGGCCGAGAAUGAGGCGUCUGAGACCCGCAAAACCCUUGCACAAAUGAUAGAAAAGAUUCGAAAUACUCACACCGAAACACCCCCACAUUCGCCAGCGGAAGCCACCAGCAUUGGUUUGGCUAAUAAUCAGACGAAGACUGACAUCCUUGUCGAUAGCUUUAACAAGAACCUUGAUCAGCCCAAUUGCCAACGCUAUGCCAGCUCAAACUCCCAUCAGCUCGAUCUAGCAAGCAAGGAAGUCUACGAAGCUUAUGUUAAACAGCGGCAUAAGAACAUGUUGAAUCAAUCAGUACCCUACGCAUCCAUGCUUGGCGUGGUUUUACUCGGUGUGGGGAUCAUGGCCUAUUUAAAUGGAUGGCAGAGAGGGGAUAAAUGA